Molecule: messenger RNA, 3693 nt
Organism: Siniperca chuatsi (mandarin fish)
Lineage: Eukaryota; Metazoa; Chordata; Actinopteri; Centrarchiformes; Sinipercidae
Gene: cgrrf1
Product: cell growth regulator with ring finger domain 1
Exons: 6
Coding region: 149-1141 (330 amino acids)
Biological process (GO): negative regulation of cell growth
Source: RefSeq, a predicted model, not a curated record
AAAAGUCUAUAAUAUUUGUUGUAAACUUUGUAUACCCUUUCGGCCACCGUAGUUCUAGCUGAGCAGUUCCUGUUAUGGCUGUCAUGGAAAGCGUUUACCAGAGGAUUUUGUAAUAACUUGGCUUAUUCUAGGACAUAAUUUGUACGAAAUGGCAGCGGUUUUCCUGGUGACCUUGUAUGAGUACUCGCCACUGUUUUAUAUUAGUGUGGUUUCUUUGUGUUUCGUUGUUACCGCCGCCAUGGUGCUCGGCUGGUUCGGCUUUGACGUCCCAGUGAUCCUUCGCAGCUCUGAUGAGACGGAGUCCAGCCUACCAACACCUGAGAAGCGCAUGGUCCAGGUGACCAACCCCUUCGCCCUGGAGGUGUGCUGCGGGCCGGCAUCUGUCACCGACGGUGUGUCGGUGAGGCCUUGCUGUCUGGAGCCCUGUGUCCUGAGCUGUUUCUGGGGCUGUGAGGUCAGAGCCCUGCAGGGAGGGCUGCGGGCCCACCAGCACGGCCUGAGGCUCAGCGCCCCCCAACAUUUCCAGGAGGCCCUGCACCUUCGCUCCCACCACUGCCAGAGCUUCCACAUCGGCAGUGAAGACAGAGAGGAACGACACACACAGAUUCCUGCUGACCGGGGCAUCGUGGAUUUUGGGCCGUUGCCACGGGAACGCUACCCUCUUGUGGCUGUGCUGACGCUGGCAGAGCCCGAAGCCAGAGAGGCGUACAACAUCGUGGCCAGUGUGACAGUUAUUCAUGUUCCUGAUGACAAAUACAGCCUUUCUGCACGGGUUCUCUUUCAGUACCUUCUCACCUCACAGGGGAACAUGUACGACUUAAAGCCUCUCUUCAUGUCAGCUGACGGUGGGGGGGCGUCUGGGACUCCCGACACAGAGCAGAGCACCCAACCCAGCGAACCCAGCGACGAGGCCAGCAGAGCGCAGCAGAGUCCAGUGCUGGAGGAGGAGGAGGACUGGUCAGAGGGGAGGGGCAGAGACUGUGUGGUCUGUCAGAACGCAGCAGUGAACAGGGUGCUGCUGCCCUGCAGACACGCCUGUGUGUGUGACAACUGUGUGUCACACUUCCAGCACUGCCCCAUCUGCAGGGCCUUCGUCCUGGAGUCCUUCACCCUGACACAGGGACCGGCUGCAGAACAAUGACUCUGUAUUGACCCGCUGACGGUUAUUUAACAGAUCGUAUGCAUGAAGACAGUCCUCGUUGCAAAAUAAUCCCUGACGCCAAAUCUUGAUGGUGAAAUGAUUUUACAUCAAGCUUCCAUGGAUAGAAAAGUUGAGCUGGACUGGAGCGAUGUGGUCUCUUUAACAUCAGCUGGUUCCAACAAUACAAACUAAUCCAUUAGACCGCCUCCAGCAUUUACCACUGACCCAAACAUCUCCAGACCAAAAAGACCAAACCUGAGAAGAGUUCGUGUUUUUCUGUUAGGAAGGAAUGCCAUCUCUUUGACAGCAGGUGGCACCAUGAAUGAGCUGCAGGGAGUAAUGUGACACUGUCUGUUAAGCUGUGGUAACGUUUUACAGUCUGUGGUUGUUACCCAGUUCCAUUCUGUAUACUCACUAUCUGUAUGCAGUACUACAGAGCCACAGCCUGGCCCUAUAUGGCACGUGCUAUAUACUGAUAUUAAUAGUAUACGAGAAAUCGACAUACUUAAGAAAUACUGCGAGCAUGACAGGAGCUGCUCUCGUGUGUGAGGAGGUGAGCUUUCAGCACUUACCGUGUCUGGACAGCUUCUUUCGGGCCGCACCACUGUUGCUUUCAGACUCAUCGCAGAUCAGCAGGGACCUGGGAGCUCCAGUUCCUGCGUCCACUCAGAAACGUGUACCUUGUAAUGUAUUCUGCUUACAGUCCAGCUGAACUGUUGGGUGGAAGCUUGUGAAACAUGAAAUAUAAGUGAUGGUUUUAGUAGAUCGGUUCAUGACAGCUUUUGUAUAUUACCGAACAGUGAGCAGCUUUAUCACUUUCACUGAUUUAAACCUCAGCUGCUCAGUUUGAGAUCACGGAGGAAGAAAAGUUUUCAUGUUUGUAAAGGAUGUUGAAGACUUCAUGUACAGAUCAUUUGUUUUUAGAAUAUGAUGGUCUGACCACUUUUACAGGACUAGCGCAGUAUUUAUUAACCCCAGCCAAUCGAGCUGUAAUCUGACUUUACUGCAGGGAAGGAUUAAAAAGACUGACGUGUGAGUGCAGACAAAUAUGACGAAGGAAAACAUUAAAGCCAGCCCCGGUCAAAGCUCAUCAGAUGGCCAGCUGUGAUGUCAGCUGCAGGUCGGUGCUGCUGUUCUCUCCACAGACACGUUUGUUAGCCUGUCCCAUUAAAGCUCCUGUCUGCAGUGGACCCGUGGACGGACAGACGGCUGUCUCUGGAUCACUGAGAGACUGAAGGAGACUUAGAAACAGCAGGAUUCUCAGGCAGGUUCUGCAGCCGCUGUUUUAAAGCUUUCAAAGUGGCUUUAGGGUAAUUUAUUCAUGAUGAAUACAUCAUGCGCUACAUUCAAAGUUCCACCUUACUGUUUUUUUUCCAGAGCUUUCAACCGCUCACAGUUUUCAUUACAGGAUGGAGUAAGCUGUCGUUGAAAUGGCUCAGUGGUCAGCUGUUGAAUACCAUGGACAAAGCUAGUAAGGGGAACUUUGAGUCAGUUUGGGGGGGUUUUUUGGUCAAAUGACUAUUUCCAAGGUCAGGAACAAACUUUCACGUUCAAAAUGUCAUGUGUUUAACACAUUUUGUCCAUCACGCGCACUUGAAGGCAAAGAGAGAAAUAAUGAAUGGUCAGAAAUUGAAAGACACAGAGCACUUGAGAUAUAAUGGUAUAUUUCAGUACAUCAAGUUAUUUUGUAAGUGUUUCUACAAGUGUUUGGUGGGAUGAUCAGCCUGUGAUCCAGUGUAAACACUGAGGCGGGUCAGACUAACAAGUGGAAACAGGACUUCCUGUCACUUUGCUGGCAACUGGGAGGAAAAUUGACUUUGUUGCUUCCCACAAACAAACUUUUUUUCUGGCCUUCUGGCAAAGAACACAUGAAAACGCAAUGAAAAAUAUCAGAAAAGGACUAUGACACAGGGUUUAUACAGGCUUGUAGUCCAGCUUGGACUCCAGCUUCUUUGAAUCAGCCACCUUCCGCACGGCUUUCAUGAAGUCUUCCUGAGUGACGUACUCACGGUCAGAGCGGAUGGCAAAUAAACCUGCAAACAAACACAAGUCCCCGUGAGUAGAGCUGUUGGUGGAGGACAUGAGACUCAUGAUGAUGCUGAAUGACAGCUUAGUGUCCAACCUGCUUCAGUGCACACGUUUCUCAGAUCGGCUCCGUUGAAACCGUCCGACAGCUUCACGAUGGCUUCGUAAUCUGCAAACAACCACAGGAAACGUACGGCUUACGGGAUCGCCCUCUGUGUUAACAGGACCUUCGUCUAACCUUCUCACUGUUUGUUGCUCAUGUCGUCUGUUUUAGUCUGGUGGAACCACUGCAGGACUACAGCCCAGCUUUUCCUAUUUAUUUAUUUGACUAUAAAUGCAUGUAGCUCUUUCUGAAACAAGGAGGUCUCACAGGGUUUCUGGUGUCAGCCAAAUGCCUACAGCUGUACUGUCAGUGUACAACAUUUUGUCAUAGGACAAUACGUUGAUCAGCGUUUCAGUGUUGUGUGAAGCCUGACCGCUCGAGGAAUGUACAGAAGUAAUAAAAACAACAAUAGGGCUGCAGCUAA